CCCUCAGAGAGAGUGUAGUGGCGAUUGACAAAAAACGUCGUAAGAACGACGGCUGAACAUAACGUCUGGAAAUUACGAAAUUUCUUAACCAAAUUAAUUCGCAAGUAGGUCAUGUGUGGUGGUAGAUUGACAACUUAACGAUUAAGCGAUUUUUUUGCUCCAAAAUGAGCUUUUUUCUAUUGAAAAUGAGCGAUGGAAGUUCGACUAAUUGCCCCAGCAACUGCAACGACCAUGGCUUGUGCGUUAGGGGAUCUUGCAUCUGUGAGGUCAAAUAUAGCGGUGGAGCAUGUGACGAUGCAAACAUAGGAUACUUCAUUGGUUUUAGUGUGGUUUUCUUCUUUGUUUCUGCAGUGUCUGCAACUCAACUGUUCCUUUGUGUUAGAUCAGAGUUUAAAAAGCUGAAGAGACCAAGCAUAGCCAAAGCCUGCCGGCUGACAGUGCAAAAGACAUUGUACAUUUGUAUGAUUAUAGCUUGUGGAUCAAGGGGAGUGUAUUAUUCAGUUCAGAGGUACCUUCCUGCCUGGUUAGGAAUCAAUCUAUUUAAUGCGUACUAUCCACCUAUUAUUUCUGGAUUCUCUCUAAUUAUUUGUUUUUGGGCAGAGACAUUUCAUGUGGUUGGUCUGCGGCUUGACAAGCCACGUUUCCUCAGCAAAUCUUCACUAGCUUUUAUUGCAUUCAAUGUAUUUUUGUUCCUGGUCUUUUUGGCACAGUUCAUAACAAUAGAAAUCACAGAUGAACAAGGAAAGGUCUAUUUAUCCAAUAUUUUUACUGGCAUUUUUGUUGUCCUGAUGUUCUUGAUGCUUAUGUUAUUUCUCAUAUAUGGUGUUGAAUUGUAUUACAAGGUGCGGGGUGCUUUUAUAACUACAGAGCCAUCAAAUGUUGACAUCACCCAAGCUGCGAUGUCAAGAUUUGGUCUAUUUUCACAAGCAUCCCUACAGCUGCUCACAUCUCUUUUCCUCCUUGGUGAUAUUAUGGGGGCAAAAUGGAAACACAAACUGCCUAUGGAGGGAAGGAAUGCUUUAGAGGUUGUCUUUAGAGUAUUUGAGCUGGGCGUAGCACUCUGGUUUUCUUGCUGUCUUUGGAAUUGGAAAAGUCCCAGUCAGCUCUGGAUAUUAAACCCUAAGCGACUGCUUGUACAUGAGACGGAUGAGGAAACCUCUCAUUUAUUGGGUCAAUCCCAUCAUUGUCAUUCAUACGAAGCCAUUGAAACAGAUGCAGAUAUUGACGCACCUCACCGUGACUGCUGGAUUUGUUAUGACAGUGAUCGCACCGAUGCUGGCCCAAUGAUAUUACCAUGUAACUGCAAAGGAGAUGUCGCUGCCGUACACCACGACUGCCUGAAGAGAUGGCUUCUUGAGUCUUGCCCUGAGAGCCGUUUGGAUGGGCCCAAAUGCAAAGUGUGCAGAGAAGAGUACAAAUUGGAAACAGGAAGAAAGUGGUUACCGAGUGGUCUUACUGUCAGGCAUUGGAUUCAGACAACGCUGAUUCUGUCCAUGAUGAUUGGAACUCCAAUUAGUGUUUACUUUCUUUGUUUAACAAAAAUGUCUGAGACUUGUAAGGUUGUGGUCAUAGGAAUGGGCGUGGUACUCGAGUACGUCUGUCUCAGGCUUUUGGGUUUCAACAUGUUGCUUGUUUAUCGCCGAGCCCGUCUCGCCACUAUGAGUAUCAUUGGUGACCCUGUGACGGGUUCUCAGCUGCCUGGGGAGAUCCACACAACUCCAGAGGCUGUAGACAUUACUACAGCUUAAUUUCAAAUAAUUUUGAAACAGAGCGCUUAUUGAUUAACUGUUUUAAAGUCAAACAAACGUGAUCGCAACCUGCAAUCAGAAAGUAGAGGUAAAUGUUGCAAGAAGCGAGUAGGAAGUCGAAAAAAGCACAUUUUGAUGAACUGACGCGCAGGAAAACGCCUAUCCACAUAGCGAUUGGUUUGAGUUUUGCCUUAGACGUGUGAGGAGAGUGGAGAGAAAUCUCGAAACCAAACACGGUUCGUAGUAAAGCAGAUAUACGAAUUUAAACCUGGAGUUUUCACGACACGGGUGAAAUGCCCCUCACGAAAAGCUUUGAUGAGUGUUAGUGUGACCUCAAAAUAGAUGAGUCUCCUAGAUGAUCAUAAACUCUCAAAAGAAGCAAUUCGAUUAUUUUAUUGAAAAUAAAAUCAACUUAUCAUCUUGGAGGAGGAAAAAGUGUACAAGUUGUGUUGUAAAACUUUGACCACAGAUAACGCAAAUUUGGAGUAUGAAGAUUGUAUGAGAACCCAUUUCAAGGUAAAGGUGAGAUUUCCCUGAGUCCAAAUAUUUGCCGGAUCUCUGCCAGAUUCGCUAAAUCAGGAAAAUAACGCUAUUGUCAGAAAUCGUUCUCGCAUAGGAUACGUCUCUAAGAUUUGUGGAAUACGAAGAGUCUCGAAUUCUCACACACAGAGGAUAAUUUAACGACUUGGUUGUUGCUGUCGGUAUUUGUUGACCAAACUAUGGCUUUUUUCAUUCUGGAAGUAAAAUUGACUUCAUCUUGUAAAUAUGCUGUGAAGUCGUAGACGCGGAAGAGUCAAUUUGUAAAGUAACGUUCAAAGUAACAUUCUGCAACUUUUAUGCGCACACUGGAGAUUGACCUUAUCUCUACAAUUAAUCAUCGAUUGACGUCACUCCCUUUUAGUAUCUAUUAAGUGUGUACUUCAUAGUAGGAGUCGUCCUAAGGUUUAAAACCCAUUUGUAUCGGUACUGAAUCGAGAAAUUAUUCUUCGAAGCUGAAGUAUUGAGUAUUGAAUUGACCGACAUUUUGGUUAAAAAUUACCUUAUUAGAUGGGUGAAAAGUUGACUGCGUUGCAGCGGCCUUCUUGUGGAUUCUCUUGCGUUUUAAAGUGUUUGAUAUGCAAGCAAACCGUCGAAAUAUGAUGUUAUCAAAAUUGAACUAAUCAAUUUUAAAUCGUUUUCAGUAGUUUGUAAAUCAUUGAAGUUCCAAUAAAAUAAAUUUCACUCUGCCAA
Molecule: messenger RNA, 2978 nt
Organism: Pocillopora damicornis (cauliflower coral)
Lineage: Eukaryota; Metazoa; Cnidaria; Anthozoa; Scleractinia; Pocilloporidae
Molecular function (GO): zinc ion binding
Source: RefSeq, a predicted model, not a curated record